UACUCCAAUAGUCCAGAAUCCCCUCUGCUUAUCUCGAAUCCACAAGUGCAGAUGAGUUAGUGCUGCUGGUGGAGAUUACUACAAGGAGAGGAAGGAUCGUCACUCCUCGUUGGUGACUGCAGUGAUCACAUCUAGUAGACGAUGGACCUGGACUGAUGGGCUGAGCCUUCCUGCCUCCUGCUCUUCAUGGUUGUAUUGUGCCACUUUGGAUCUUCCAUAUCAGUGCAGAGGAAAAAAGCUACUUAUCAUGAAAGGGAUUAGUGUAAUCAUCUACUACUUGCUAGCGGAUAUUUUGACUUUCCUGUGUUGUGCCCAGGUGAAAGGUGGACCUCACUUUGGGAGCACUGAAGUGGUUUCUGACGUCAACCUGUCCAACCCUGGAGAUCUGGAGUCAUCGGAAACCCCCCAGACAGCUGAGGGUUGCAGGGGUUAUUUCGAUGUCAUGGGGCAAUGGGACCCUCCAUUUAACUGCAGCUCCGGGGAUUUCCUCUACUGCUGUGGUACUUGUGGCUUUAGGUACUGUUGUAAGUUCAAUGAGGCCAAACUGGAUCAGAGCAUCUGUACCAACUACGACAGACCCAUUUGGCUGCAGCCGGGGAAGACCCCGCCAAAGAUUGACGACCCCCUGCACGACCCGACCAGGGAUAAAACCAAUUUGAUCGUCUACAUCAUUUGUGGAGUUGUAGCCGUCAUGGUCCUGGUUGGGAUAUUCACUAAACUUGGGCUGGAGAAAGCACAGAGACCUCAGAGGGAAAACAUGUCAAGGGCUCUUGCUGAUGUGAUGAGACAACAGGGCCAUUGCUCUGCAGACCACAUGGAGAGAGAUGCAAACCUUGUAGUUCACAUGCAGCAUUAUGAAACCAUGCAAUCCCGACCAUCUGCCAACAACUUACACUUCAUUGGAUUCUUCUCUACUUUCAAACUUUUCAAGUCCACACAGGUCGAUCCACCCAGUCAGAAAUGCAAGGUAUUUGGUAAGUUGUAUCUUCUGUUUGAUCAGUUGCCAUGGCACCAUUGAACAUCCUCUCCCUGAACGUUCAGGGCAUAAUUGUUCCACAGAAAAGGACUAAGGUAUUUUGCAUGUUACAAUCACGAAGGGCACACAGUGUGUGCUUGCAAGAAACACAUUUCACAAAAGAAUCCACUCCCAAAUUCAUGUCUCCCUCAUACCCACAAUUUUUCACUGCAAAGGGGAAUUCUAAUAGCGUUCCAUAGAUCUACUCCAUCCACUCUUGCAAAAGACAUUACAGAUCCAGAAGGUAGAUACAUAUUACUGAUGGGUCAUAUAAUGGAUACUCCCGUCAUGAUAUUCUCGUAUUAUGCCCCCAAUAAGCAACCCAACUCCUUUCUUUCCCAUCUAAUGAAAUUGAUCAAUGACCAUAAAUCAAAUAUCGAAUCUAAAACAGAGAACAUUUACCCUUUCCCCCCAUGUUAGCUGGGGCAUUCAAUACAUUAUUAAUUGGACACUCCUUUACACAAGAAUCAUUAUUGGCAAUUGUCUGCAUGAUUCCAAAACCACACACCGAUGACAUCUCAUGUACAAACUACCAUCCCAUCUCUCUCUUGAAUCUGGAUAUCAAGCUGUUGGUAAAAAUGAUGGCUAAACGCCUUAAUGGUAUCAUAAAUAAACUUAUACAUAGAGACCAGGUAGGCUUUAUGCCAAACAGGCAAGCGGGUGACAAUGUCGGCAGAGCAAUGCUUCUUGCGCAUAUUGCCAGGAAGCGACGUAUUCCCUCAUGCUUUUUAUCCCUCGAUAUAAAGAGAGCUUUUGACAUGGUAUCCUGGCCUUAUAGGUAUUAUUCUUUCCAAAAAUGGGGUUUUGGUCCUCAUUUUAUAAAAUGGAUUGAGGGACUCUAUAACAAUCCAAAAGCAUACAUAUUAUAUGCUGGAUAUAAAUCGGAUUCUUUCAACAUUAAGCAAGGUACACGACAGGGAUGCCCAUUAUCUCCCCUCCUAUUUGUCCUAGUAUAAGAACCAUUAGCCCAAUAUAUUAGAACCAAUCCCACAGUUGCCGGCAUUGAGAUUAGAGGUUAUCCUCAUAAAAUCUGCAUGUUUGCGGAUGAUAUUUUGCUCUUCAUGUUAUCACCACAGGUGUCAGGUCCUAACCCUCUACCUAUCCUAGAUAAAUUUGCGACAUUCUCUGGCUUGGUCAUCAAUCCCAAGAAAUGUGUAGUGCUUAAUAUUUCACUUACAAAAGCAGAAUUAAUCCCAACAAAAAUAGCACUCCCCUUUUUUUGGGCAGAGAAAUCACUACCAGGAGUAAACCUUACAGCCGCUAUAACAGAUUUAUUUUCAGCUAAUUACCCCCCUCUAUUAAAACAGAUUACAAAUUUACUAAACUAAUGGUCCCAUCUCCCGCUGUCCUGGAGAAAUGUCGGGAUAAAUUUAAAUGUAAACACCAAUUACAAUCGGAACACAAUCCCCUCUUAUCUAUUCUUAAAAAUCCAGGGCCUGUAUUCAUAUAGAAUGGCGUAACUAUAUGCCGGCGUAGCGUAUCUCAUAUACGCUAUGCCACCGUAACUUUGA
This is a messenger RNA of Rana temporaria (common frog), 2526 nucleotides long. RefSeq names its product protein shisa-9-like. Gene Ontology annotation, cellular component: postsynaptic density; dendritic spine membrane; AMPA glutamate receptor complex. The record is from RefSeq and is a predicted model, not a curated record. Bases 248 to 1018 code for a protein of 256 amino acids. Lineage: Eukaryota; Metazoa; Chordata; Amphibia; Anura; Ranidae. The transcript is spliced from 3 exons. Gene Ontology annotation, biological process: regulation of short-term neuronal synaptic plasticity; regulation of AMPA receptor activity.